This is a messenger RNA of Hemibagrus wyckioides, 1803 nucleotides long. RefSeq lists its product as uncharacterized. The record is from RefSeq and is a predicted model, not a curated record. Bases 53 to 772 code for a protein of 239 amino acids. Lineage: Eukaryota; Metazoa; Chordata; Actinopteri; Siluriformes; Bagridae. The transcript is spliced from 3 exons.
AUAAAUACAGACACACACGGAUUCCAUAUGCAAUCUCUCACCCGGACUGACCAUGCUCUCGGUCCUUCUCUUCUGCUGGGCUGUACUCACACUCCACACUACAGCCACAUGUUACCAUCUGCAGCAGACAUCCUCCUUACCCUCUGGUGCCGAUACCGUGGACCCUGAAACUCACAGAUGGCUUGAAGCAAAAACGUACUUUAUCAGGAAGAAGGGCAACAGAAGAGCUCAGAAACCUGUUCGGUCAGGUUCGGAAGGCAACUUUAACUCCAGGAAGGACCAGAAUAAAAGCUGUUUCUCAGUCUUAAACAUGAAAAAGUAUGCUUUCUUAUGCUUGGACCCCAAAGGAAAGUUAUAUACCUCGGUGUUCAACAGCAAUGAGGAUUGCCGGUUUCGCCGUGUCAAAAGACAUAAACAUUAUGACAUGCUUCAGUCCUGCAGGGGUGACGUGCUGUUGGUCAAACAUCACCCCGUCAACGUACACGCCCGUAAUUUACCGAAGCUGUCCGACUUUGUCUUCUCAAAGCGACACAAAAAACGAACGUACCACAGAAAGAGACGCAGUUGGCACACCGACCCGUCCGACCCUUUAGGAUCUGAGUAUCCUCAUUUAAGCAACAUGAGAAACUGGAAAAGUGACCCGGGGCAUGGCGGUAACGUAUCGAAGGAGACCAUUACUUCAGUAGAUGAUCCUUUACAGGUCUUGCUGUCACACAGUGCACAAACUCCUACUUUGGAGAAACACAGAGAAAACAGAAAAAUCCGAUUCUGAGUGGAGUAUCGCCAUCUUUCCCUACCUUCAUGGGACUGCAUUUCACCGGUUAUUGAAUCCAUUGUGGGUUGUAACACAGUGUACAGCAUGUCAUCCAUUUUAGCCCACCAUGAUCUCAGAUUCUCAUUCCUGAUUGGCCAGAAGGUGUCGAUUAAUCUUCUCUAACAGCAGCUCUGACAGACGUUCUAACUGUGAAAGAAAUCAUGGGUUUAUUUUAAUGCACUCGUUCGAAUUCAUGAGCAUUUCUAUAACAACUACUUACACAGGGACUUGCCAGACGGACUCUUGAUCUAUUAUUUAAAAGUCUAAUGAUUCUCUAGUUUAUUUAGCAUUUAUGGAAGGAGUCUCCAGUGUCAGUAAUUCUAACAUGAGGCUGUACAUUUAUGUUUUAAAGGCUUUGGGAUGGAAGGUUUUGUAGUUUCUUUCAUGAUAAGAGCAAAAGAGAGGCUUGUUUUAUGGACAUUCAACAAAUUAUAUAUAACUACUACUGGAUAAAAUGUACAAGCGUUAGCGUUAGUCCAUUGCUGUGGUGUAAGGGUUAAAACAAUAAGACAUGUUGUCAUAGGACAAAAAUCAACUUCAGGGUUGUAGCAUGGUGUCAGGCUGCAUCACACCACCCUGUCACUGAUUAUCUUCCAAUAACAGUCUUUUAUUUCUUAUCAGCUGUACACUGCUGCCUCUGUGAUGUGCCGUGACGUGACAAGUCUACUUUUCCUGACUAGGUCAGCAUCUGUCCUUUCACCUAAUUUAAUAAGUUAACAGUUAAACAGCGUCUGAGUUUCGUGUUAUUUCGAGCGCAGUUCGUUUAUGACACUUCAAGAGCAAUGGUCAUGGGUUACAUCACUGAAAGUGAAAAUUGAUUUUUCUGAGAAUGAUAGAUAUUGUUUGUACUCGAUUGCCUAUGGAUUUCUGUUUCUAGCUCUUGUGAGAUAUUUAUAGUUCAUUUUUUAAAUUGUUUUUGUGUAAUGACUAAUAUCGUCAUAUUAUUAGAAAUUAGUCAAAUGGUGCUGGACACUUCUAUGUACUUAUUU